CCCUCUCUCUCUUAUUAUUUCUUUCUUUCUUAAUUUGAGAAUUGAGAUAUAGCUCAACAUAUAUAUAUAUAUAUAUAUGUAGAGCAAGAUCGAUCAGAUCUAAGAGGCUAGUUUUUUUAAUCAGUGAAUCCAGUGGUGAGGUAACACAUCAAUCCUAGCAGUCAAUCAAUCAAAUCAAUAGGAGAAUCAUUAUCAUCGGAGGAAUCAAAGAAAAAAGAAAUAAAGAAAAAAAAAACAUUGUCAUCAUCAUGUCUUCUUCAUCCGCUGCCUUUUCACCGGACCACUUUCACCACCUCUCUCCUUCUUCCGAGCAGCUCUGUUACGUCCAUUGCAACUUUUGCGAUACUGUCUUAGCGGUUAGUGUUCCAUGUUCAAGCUUGUUCAAGACGGUUACGGUUCGAUGUGGGCACUGCACCAAUCUGUUGUCUGUCAACAUGCGUGGUCUUCUUCUUCCGGCUGCCAAUCAACUUCAUCUCGGCCAUUCCUACUUGACUCCUCAAAACAUUUUGGAGGAGAUUCGAAGUGUGACGCCAAACAUGAUGGUGAACCCACAAGUGCCUAACCUUAACAAUCAUCAGCCUCAAAUGCCGGCCAGAGGAGGAAUGGAUGAGCUUCUUCCUAAGCCUCUUCCUGUUGCCAAUCGACCACCGGAGAAGAGACAGAGAGUCCCAUCUGCCUACAACCGUUUCAUCAAGGACGAGAUUCAACGCAUUAAGGCUGGAAAUCCCGAGAUCAGUCACAGAGAAGCCUUCAGUGCUGCUGCCAAAAACUGGGCCCACUUUCCACACAUUCACUUUGGACUUUUGCCUGAUCAUCAACCCGUGAAGAAAGCUAACAUGCGCCAGUAGGAUGGUGAUUGGUGAAGAUGUUCUAAUAUGAAAGAUGGGUUCUAGCUUCUAUCUUGCCAAUGUUGGUGUCUCUUCUUCUUACUAGUGAAGUUAAAAAACCCUAGUUUUUAAUAUUAUUGUUGGUGUUCUUGUUGUUUAAUCUUCUUAUGUUGAUGAAUGAUAUGAGAACUUUUGUACCUUUUUUAUGUAGUUAGAUGAAGCUUUUUCCUUGUUUA
Molecule: messenger RNA, 1063 nt
Organism: Impatiens glandulifera
Lineage: Eukaryota; Viridiplantae; Streptophyta; Magnoliopsida; Ericales; Balsaminaceae
Product: axial regulator YABBY 1-like
Exons: 7
Coding region: 249-848 (199 amino acids)
Biological process (GO): abaxial cell fate specification; regulation of leaf development; polarity specification of adaxial/abaxial axis
Cellular component (GO): nucleus
Source: RefSeq, a predicted model, not a curated record